Messenger RNA from Sturnus vulgaris (Common starling), 2007 nucleotides. RefSeq names its product ring finger and CHY zinc finger domain containing 1 (gene RCHY1). Gene Ontology annotation, molecular function: zinc ion binding; ubiquitin protein ligase activity. Gene Ontology annotation, biological process: protein ubiquitination; ubiquitin-dependent protein catabolic process. NCBI's taxonomy places the organism in Eukaryota, Metazoa, Chordata, Aves, Passeriformes, Sturnidae. Gene Ontology annotation, cellular component: nucleus. The record is from RefSeq and is a predicted model, not a curated record.
AUGGCCACGGCCGGGGGGUCGGAGGGGAGCGAGCAGGGAUGCGAGCCGGGAUGCAAGCAGGGAUGCGAGCCGGGAUGCAAGCAGGGAUGCGAGCACUACCGGCGGGGCUGCCGGCUGCGGGCACCGUGCUGCGGGAAGCUGUACCCGUGCCGGCUGUGCCACGACGCCGCCGAGCAGCACCAGCUGGACCGGUUCCGGGUGUCCGAGGUGCAGUGCAUCCGCUGCCGCCUCCUGCAGAAGGUCCAGCAGCGCUGCGAGGGCUGUGGCAACCUCUUUGGGGAGUACUACUGUGACAUCUGCCACCUGUUUGACCGUGACAAGAAGCAAUACCACUGCGAGGAGUGCGGCAUCUGCAGGAUUGGCCCCAAGGAGGAUUUCUUCCACUGCUCCAAGUGUAAUUUGUGCCUGAGCACAAAUCUCCAAGGGAAGCACAAGUGUAUUGAAAACGUCUCCAGGCAGGACUGCCCAAUAUGUUUGGAGGAUAUUCACACAUCUCGUGUUGGAGCCCACGUUCUGCCUUGUGGUCACCUUCUUCACAGAACAUGUUAUGAAGAAAUGCUGAAGGAAGGCUACAGGUGUCCUUUGUGCAUGCACUCAGCACUGGACAUGACCAGGUACUGGCGCCAGCUGGACAAUGAAGUGGCACAGACUCCCAUGCCCACGGAGUACCAGAACAUGAUGGUGGAGAUCCUUUGCAACGACUGCAGUGCCCGCUCCACGGUGCAGUUCCACCUCCUGGGCAUGAAGUGCCAGAGCUGUGAGUCGUACAACACCGCCCAGGACGGGCGGGGCCGGCUGUCCUUGGAGGAGCAGUGACCGGGAUACGCGCGGCGUUCGGCCGGACCGGGAACGCCGGGCCCUGGGAGAGACUGUCGUGCUAACGAAGCAGCUCUUGGCAGUAAGAAUUCCAGUAUUCCAGGUUCAAGGAGUCCUUUAUUGCGUCAGGGAGGAGGCAGAUGAGCAGCACGAGGAGAUGUGACCAGCAGCUGAUGCAGCAGCAGGAGGAGUUUUGGGGCAGCUGAAGGGGAAGGGAGGUGGAGAUGCAGCUCUCGGGGCUGCAGCUGCCAGGGAAAAUGGGUCACUUUGAGAGGCACCACCAUCCACAGGGUUGUGUGUGAGGACAUGCUGUUCCCUGGGAAUGAUGUGUGUGCCAGGACCCCGCAGCUAGCACUGCCCAGGGGCAGCGGGCAGGAGUGGCAUCCUUGGCUCCCUUCAUGCAUUGUCACCUGCGUGUACAGAAUUCCCUCGAAACAAGGGAAUUGUUGGCUGCCUACUGGGAUGAACAGCCAGAAGAUCCAGGUGCAAAGCCCCCCUUUUUCUCCUGGACCCCCGUCCUGACUCGCUGCUGUCCCUUCACUCACAUUCCUUUGUCAGCUGAAGCUUUUUUCCCCAUUUCUUCCUCAUGUUGCCGUGGCAAAGGCUGAGGUGCUGUAGGGUUUUUGACACAUACAUAGCUCAAUUUUGCUGGUUCAGGUACCCAAAGUGAAGCACAUCCUUCACAUCAGGCUGGGCCUGAGAUGUUCACUGAAAUAACAGCAGUCCAGAUGCAUUCCAAUAGUGCAGGAACCAAUUUUUUGUGUUUUUGGCAUUUGUUAAUGAUACAACUUCGCUGGGGGGAGAGAAUGGGGGGGCAAGAUACUGCCUUUUAAAAGAAACAAAAACCCCAACCACACCCUUCUUUAUGUAACGUCCUGCCUGAGGUGUUUUGCAGUCUUAAAUAUUGCAGAAAGUUCUUGAUUUCUGUGAAUUUCACAUGCAGAUACUUUACAGUAAUAAGAUACAAAAAAGGGUCAGUUACUCUUCGGAUUGCAUCUACUCAUUUUUAACUUGGUCUGUUGUAAAAUGAGCUUUUCUUAAUCCGACAGUGUUCCUUUCUCUAUGGAAUAUUUAGGAUUUGGAUGAUAGCUAUUGUAGCUUGCCUUGACUGGGGUAUCUUUUUCUGGAGCUCUUUUCUCACUGCUAUAAAUAAAUGUAAAAUAAGGUCUCUAUUAAAAUAAACAAAUGACA